AGGAUGCAGGGGAAGGAGGCGAGCUCGUGCACGGGAUGCUGGAGACUCACGCUGCUGUCGUGCGUCCUGGUUCUGCACUGGGUCCCGCUGCCGGUCCACGGAAAUGUUGUCGGGUCCAACGCCACUGAGCCGGACAGCGUGGCCAACGUUACCUCCCUGCUCAGCGAGGAGGAGGGGCCUGUCAAGGUCGCCGAGGCCGUCGCCGUGGUAACCGCCACCGCGGCCCCGCCGCCGGCGCGCCGGAUCCCCCGCGCCAGCGAGGAGGACGAGCAGAGCAGCGGCAUGUUCGGCGAGCCGGUGGUUCCCGCGCCGGAGGAAGUGGGCGUGGCGUCUCCGCCGCAGCUGAGCCCCGACUCGGCCGAGAUGGAGCACCUGCUGCCCGGCAACCCGCACGGGGGGGACGCCGCGGAGGUGGAGGAGGAGGACGAGGAGGAGGAGCCUCUGCCACACACCGACCCGCCUUGGAUCCACGCCAAGGACACGGCCGUCUUCGACAUGGACAGCCUCUUCACCACCACCACCGCUCAGCCCACCGCGCCCACCAACCCCGCCAACCCCGACGUCCUCCACGUGGACUUCUUCGACCCCUCCUCUCGCGGCCGCGGCCUCGACCUGGCCCCGGCCUCUCCUUCAUCGCUGGCCCACGAGCUGCAGGGGGGCGACCCGACCUCCUGGGCGAUGCCGGACAGCUACGACUACCUCACGCCUUACGAGGACGGCGUGUCCCCCACCGCCGACGAGUACACCUACAGCACCACGACCGACGCCUACGAGAGCGACGACGACCUGCGGCUCUCCGCCGGCUCUCGACCCAAGCCCCGAGCCCCGGCCCCCGGGGCGUCGCUCCCCGGCGCGGGACCCCCGGCGCCGAACGGCCCCGCGGCGGCUCCUCCCGUGGUGGACGGGUCGGACGGGAUGGGCGGAUGCCGCGCGGGGUUCCAGGUGGUGAACGGAAGUUGCCGCUCGCCCUGCGACACGCUGCCCAACUUCUGCUUCAACGGGGGGCAGUGCUACCUGAUGGAGGGCAUGGGAGUCUUCUGCAGGUGCAACGUCCAGGACUACAUCUGGCACAAGGGCGCUCGCUGCGAGUCGGUGGUGACGGAGUUCCAGGUGAUGGUUCUGGCCGUGGGCGCCUCGGCUCUGGUGCUGCUGCUGCUCUUCAUGAUCGUCGUCUGCUUCGCCAAGAAGCUCCACGUUCUCAAGACGGAGAACAAGAAGCUGCGCAAGCGCAGCAGUAAGUACCGGCCUUCAUCGGAGCAGCACAAUGAUAAUUUCUCGCUGUCCACCAUCGCUGAGGGCUCCCACCCAAAUAAAACCAUGAGCAGAUACACCUGGGAGUGUAAGACCAAAGAGGAGUCCGACUGCGAGGACGAUCCCAAUGCCCAGAACAAGCUGGAGGACCCGGUGAAGGCCCAGCCCAAGGAGGACGACUCCCUCAACAUCCACAACUCCCUGACCCCCAAACACGAGAACCACAAGGUCCUGGGCGAGGACAACUCCUCGGAGGUAAACUCACUGCAGAACAACAUGAUGUGAAAAAAAUAAAAUAAAACAACAACCCCAGCAACCUGACAACACGACACUGAAAACGACAACGGUAACGCCGGCAACGGGAGUCUCCCCUAAACCCCUCCCUGCUCUGCGUCCGCUCCCGGCUGCGCCUCACGGGUCAACCAACCGACCAACCGACCAACUAACCAACCGACCAACCAACCAACCAGCCUGCCAACGUACCAGCCAACCAACACUGGUCUGCAACCGUCUCCAACACG
Molecule: messenger RNA, 1772 nt
Organism: Cyclopterus lumpus (lumpfish)
Lineage: Eukaryota; Metazoa; Chordata; Actinopteri; Perciformes; Cyclopteridae
Gene: cspg5a
Product: chondroitin sulfate proteoglycan 5a
Exons: 6
Coding region: 4-1536 (510 amino acids)
Biological process (GO): nervous system development
Source: RefSeq, a predicted model, not a curated record